AUGACAAAGAGAGUAUUAAUUACACAAUUGCUGUGGGUGCAAGUUUCUGUGUUACUGCUGUUGUUUCUCCUCCUGUGGUUGUCUCCACCAUCAGGCCACCUUACAGUGCACCCACCACCACCACCUGUCCCUCCACCAAGACUACCAGAAGACUUAAAACAAGGACAAAACUCACCACCACCACCACUGGUCCCUUCAUCAAGACUACCAGAAGACUUACCACAAGAGCAAAACUCACCACCACCACCACAUGCAGCCUACAGAAGAAGCUGCUACAAAUACCACCCAAACCUCACAGCGGAAAACACGUGUUGCAAGAUGACCAACUUCAGCGGUGCUCUUCACCUUCUUCACACUUGUAUAACACGCGCUAACACACACCUGCUCAACGAGGCCAAAGUGGGAACUGGAGGAGACGCAGUAGGUGGUGGUAACUGGUCUUCUGUCCACUGGGUACACUGGGUCCUUGUUGGUGACUCCCAUAUCCGCUACAUCUUGGGCUCCUUCCUCACCCGCUUCAGAAGUCCUGGACUCAUGUACCGUGUGAGAGAUACUGAUGAAUGGCACGGCACAGCUCUGCUAGAGAAGACAGUGCGGCUUUCCGUUAUACAUCGAAGAAUUCAAGUGUUUAACCAGGAUAUCAACUUCCGGAUGACCUAUAUCUGGGACCCUUACCUGAGAGUGCUUCCGGAGGAGAUGGCGGUGUGGGAGAGGCGUCCCCGAGACACUCCUUGCCUACUCAUCUUUGGUGGCGCCUUACACUGGAUGGUGAAGACACAGAAACUCUAUGCCAAGAAUGGAACAGAGGCAGCGGCGGCCAGAUACAGAGAGCAUAUCAAGAGCUUAAGACCACACCUGACACGACUCUCCAGCAGAACAACCGUCGUUUUCAAGCUGCUCGACGACCUCAAGAAAACCUAUGUAAUCAACUCUACGGAAGCGGUCAAAAGCAUCAGGAACUAUGUCCUGUACAACAAGAUCGCGGUGCAGGAGUUGUCAGGGACGGGCGUGAUCAUCUGGGACAGCACGAGGCCUCUCUCCACCGACUACGCCCACCACUGUAUCAAGAACCCCGAAAUGCAAACCCCUCCAUACUUCUACUGGAAGUGUCAAGACUUAGGUCAUGUUGGUUACAUCCUGGUCGACCAGUAUGCCGAUAUGAUCAUCAAUGACUUUUGUAACAAACAUCUCAAUAUCUCUGGAGCUUGUCUAUAAAAAAGAUGCUUUCAUGGAUAUACACAUUCUCAAGAAAUACAGUAUAAGCGAAAGUUUGAUUCACAAAGACGUGACUUCGACACAAACUUGGGAGAAUGAUGAGGUUCACUGAGCACGCCACCUGACUAUUAGUAUAUACACAUGUAAAGUUCAUUCAUAUUCUGCCAUAGAUGAGAAUUUCUAAUUUGUAUAGCCUUUUGCAUAUAUCUAAAUGACAUUAUUUAUUUAAUCUUCGAAAAUUGGACUCAAAUGUAUUCGUAUUUUAUUAUAUACAGUAAUUUAACAAAUAAUUAAAUCAUUAAGAUGUUUAAAUAUCACAUGAAUUGACAAUGUAUAUACAUAUACCGACAGGUAGACCUUGAAUCUCGGAGUAUAUACAUUGAGAAUAUAUUUUAGUUUUGGACUAUGGUCAGUCCUGAAGAAUACUUAAUAUUCAUUAAGUAAUUGUGGUGGCUUUAAUAACCUUACAGAGGUCGAGAGGCCUUAAUCCCAACAACAUACAACAAUCAUUUGAAUCCUGACCAUUUGAAUAGGUUGUUUAUAAUUGUGGUUAAUAUAUAAUUACGAAUAAAGUGCUGGUCAUUUCUUCAACAUUUGUGAUUUAAUUCUUUAUUUAUUUUAAUUCAAAUAAUAAUAAUGUGCGAGAAUAAUUCAACCCAUCAUCCUGAAACUAUAGUGCUUGUAGCUAUUUGAUCGAAAGAACCAAAUUGUAGUGAUGGACCACCUGUAAGCCAUUGUUGUACUAUUAAUUUUAGAGGCUGAAAAACUAAAGCUAAAACCAAACUUAAAUAUUCCUAGGCCUAGUAAAGCAUAUAUAUAUACUAUAUUAGGCCUAGGAUUGCUAGGACAGCCGUAUCCAUAGUCAACUUUAGAUAAACUACAUCCCACCAAAUAAUACAAAAGUUAACUUUCUGGUGCUCCAAGAAUUGGUACUUUUGACCAAAUAGUUACCAUGAGUACUUUCAUUUCAGGAGGAUGGGCUGGAAUAAUUAUGCUAAUUGUUUAAAAAUUACAGCCUAUUAUCGUGAAUGGUUUGACCCUUUAUAAGUUACACAUGAAUAUCGUGUCAUUUUUGUAAAUAAUAGUAGCGUUGUAAGUUAUAUUUUGCCAUUUUAUACGGUUAAUACAAUUUUAUACAGUCAACCACCUGUGUCUAAUAUUAUCAUAUGUAAAAAGAACUACAAAAUAAACAUA
Messenger RNA from Procambarus clarkii (red swamp crayfish), 2409 nucleotides. RefSeq lists its product as uncharacterized. The record is from RefSeq and is a predicted model, not a curated record. Lineage: Eukaryota; Metazoa; Arthropoda; Malacostraca; Decapoda; Cambaridae.